UUAUGAUGCUAAGAUUGUAUACUUAGAGAGUUUGUGAAGUCAUUUGGUUGACUCUUACUUGUCUUUCUUUGAGAAAGCCUGGAGGGUAGAAACUAGAAACUAGAAACUAGAAACUAGAAACUAGAAACUAGAGACUAGAGACUAGAGACUAGAGAGAGGGUUGGAGUUUGGAAGCAAUGGCGGGAGGGUUUGUUGGAGGAGCUACUGGGAAGAGAGUGGAGCAUUAUGAAGGGAGGAUUACUGGGUAUUUCAUACUGGCUUGCUUGAUUGGUUCUCUUGGAGGUUCUCUCUUUGGGUAUGACCUUGGUGUUUCAGGGGGUGUGACCUCCAUGGAUGAUUUCCUGUUGCAUUUCUUUCCGAGUGUAUACCGGAGAAAGCAAGAACACCUUGGCGAGACGGAUUACUGCAAAUACGACAAUCAGCUGCUCACCCUCUUCACAUCUUCACUCUAUUUUGCCGGCCUCCUUUCCACCUUUGCAGCCUCACCGGUGACCCGGAAGUAUGGAAGGAGAAUGAGUAUCAUGGUCGGCGCGGUCAGCUUCUUUCUUGGAGGUGCUGUCAAUGCUGCAUCUAUAAACAUAGCUAUGUUGAUUGUCGGCAGAAUCCUCCUCGGCUUCGGCAUUGGAUUUGGUAAUCAGGCGGUUCCGCUUUAUCUUUCAGAGAUUGCUCCGGCCAAGAUCAGAGGUGCAGUUAACCAGCUAUUCCAACUAACCACUUGUCUUGGAAUCUUGGUUGCCGACAUUAUCAACUACUUCACUGAGAAGCUCCACCCAUGGGGAUGGAGACUAUCUCUAGGCUUGGCCAUGCUUCCUGCCGGUCUAAUGUUUAUAGGAGCUCUCUUUCUCCCUGAAACCCCGAACAGCCUCGUUGAACAAGGCAAACUCGAUGAGGCUAGAAGAGUGCUAGAAAGAGUAAGGGGCACUGACAAGAUCGAAGAUGAGUUUAAAGACUUAGUGGAGGCGAGUGAGGCAGCGCAAGCAGUGAAACACCCGUUCAGAAACCUUCUCAAGCGAAAAAACCGGCCUCAGCUUGUGAUUGGAGCUCUUGGCAUUCCUGCUUUUCAGCAGCUCACUGGCAUGAACUCCAUUCUCUUCUACUCGCCCGUCAUCUUUCAGAGCUUGGGCUUUGGCUCGGGUGCGUCCCUAUAUUCAUCCAUUAUAACUAGCUCAAUGCUUGUUGUUGGUGCUCUUGUUUCCAUGUCACUAGUGGAUAGACUGGGAAGGAGGUUUUUCUUUAUUGAGGCCGGUAUUCAGAUGAUCAUCUCCAUGUUGAUUGUGGCAAUUACUUUGGCAAAAGAAUUCGGUCACGGAAAGGAGCUCCCCAAGAAUAUUGCAGGUCUCCUAGUGUUCGCAAUUUGUACAUUUGUGGUGGCCUACGGCUGGUCGUGGGGGCCUCUUGGUUGGUUAGUUCCCAGUGAGCUCUUCCCCCUGGAAACUCGAUCGGCAGGUCAGAGCAUCGUUGUUUGCAAUAACCUCUUCUUCACUGCAGCAGUUGCUCAGUUCUUUGUUGCCGCACUUUGUGGCCUCAAAUAUGGUGUAUUUCUUCUUUUCGCUGGUUUGAUCGUGAUCAUGUCGACAUUCAUCAUCUUCUUACUCCCGGAGACAAAGCAGGUACCGAUCGAGGAGAUAUAUCAGCUAUGGGAGGAGCAUUGGUUUUGGAAGAAGAUUGUGGGCAGGUCCAGGUCUAACGAAGUUGGCAAAGGUUCAACUAGUAUUUAAAGCUUUUUGCCUGCACAUGGUAAACAAAAGAAAGAAGCCAGGGAGAAAGUUCAUCAAUGGCAUGACAUUCAUAUUUAUGUGUAUCUGUCAUUUGUAAUAUUGAGAACACAUACCAUCAUGAAUUAUUCUAAAUGUUAAUGGAGAUAUCAGUCCUUGUUCUCCAGAAUGGUUGUACCAUUUUUCAGUAAACAAUGGUUGCAAUUCUGCUU
Messenger RNA from Dioscorea cayenensis subsp. rotundata (Guinea yam), 1927 nucleotides. Its product is annotated as sugar transport protein 14-like. NCBI's taxonomy places the organism in Eukaryota, Viridiplantae, Streptophyta, Magnoliopsida, Dioscoreales, Dioscoreaceae. The transcript is spliced from 4 exons. Gene Ontology annotation, cellular component: membrane. Gene Ontology annotation, molecular function: monosaccharide transmembrane transporter activity. The coding region runs from base 177 to 1718 and encodes 513 amino acids. The record is from RefSeq and is a predicted model, not a curated record. Gene Ontology annotation, biological process: monosaccharide transmembrane transport.